GUUUUUAUGAGAAGGGGCACAAGUCAUUUUUUGACAUUUUUUUUUUAUACGUUAAUUUUGUGUGAAAUUUUACGCCCGAUCGAAUGGUAGCACUGUCGUGGUCGCACGAGAAUUUGUUAUCACUGUAUUUUAAAAUGCGAUACGACACAAGUCAAAAUAAACGAUUUUUUUUUUAUACAAAAGGGCACAAGUCAUAUUAUAUUAAAUUUUAACUCUUAAUAUAAUAUUUUUUUUUAGUUUAUAAUCGUUUUUAUUAGUUAACACAAUGUCUAAAAGAACACUAAAUUUAUUGUCUCGUGUUACAACUUCAAAAACUAAUCUGAAAUACUCUGUAAAAAGGAAACUAGAUUUUAAUGGUCUUCCACAGCAGGAAAUCCAGGAAUGGGUGAAUGUCUCACAGAAUCAUACAAAUAAUAAUGAGUUAGAAGUAUAUAAUAAAUUAUCAACUCAGGAACCAAAAGAUAACAUUAUACAUUUGAAUGGUAAUGAUUUUGAAAUUAUAACUGAAGAUGAAUAUGUGUAUAAUAAUAAUUGUUCACUAAAUGAGCCUGAAAAGCUAGUAUAUGAGUAUAAUAAUCAUGAGAAAUUUCAUGCAUUUGUGUCCAAGGCUGUGAGUGGUGAAGACAGGUUUGAAGAGUAUUAUAAUCAUUCGGAUGAUAUAAGUAUUAUUCCUGGCACCCCAGAAGAAACUUCCUUAUUGCUGAUCAACAAUGAUAUUCCUGGAACUCCAGAAGAUACAUUAUUGUGCAUUAACAAUGAAAUUCCAAGCACCCCAGAAGACACUUUAUUGUUGACUAACAAUGAACAAGAGGCUAAUCCGAUUAUUGGCAGGAAAGCCAGAGUUAGCAUAAAAGGUGAGACUGUUCAGUAUCGAAAUUACAUAAAGACAAACAGGAAUUCUGGUAACAAAUAUUGCACUAAUAAAGGUAAAACUGUUGAAAGUAGAUGUUCAAAAGAACUACCAAACUGUAGAGCAAAAUGUAAUUCAAAAAUUGACGAUGAAUUACGUGAGAAAUUAUUUGCUACAUAUUGGUCAAUGAAAAACCACAAUAGAAGAACUUCAUAUAUUUCUGGAUUAGUAACUUUUCACGACACAAAAGUAAACCGGAAACGUAGAUUGACACCGGAAAAACAAAAAAACAGGAAUAUAACUAUGAAUUAUUUUAUUCCUAAUAAUAAUAAACUCUUAGUUCAGGUUUGCAAGGGCUGCUUUCUAAAAAUUUUUGGCGAAACUACUAAAUUUCUGCGAAAUAUUUGCAAUAAAAAAUUGAAAUCUAUUGCUAAUAAUGUGACACCUGAUAAAAGGGGUCAUACAGAGCCAAAAAAUAAAAGAACUCCUGAGGACAUACAAGCUGUAAAAGAUCAUAUUAAGAAACUCCCAACAUAUGAAAGUCAUUAUUGUCGAAAAGUUACCAGUAAAAAGUACUUAAAUCCUUAUUUUACACUCCAAGCUGCUUACAACGAAUACACAAAAACUGUCCCAACUCCUGUCUGUAGAAGCAUUUAUGAAAAACAUUUUAAACUAUCAGGGUUGAAAGUGAAAAACCCAAAAAAAGAUACAUGUGCUCAAUGUGACAGGAUCAAAAUGCAACUAUCCAACAGUGGGUGCUCAAGUGAAAAAAGAAACGAAUUGAACAUUGAAAAAAAACACCAUCAGGAUGAUGCCGAAGAAGCAUAUUCUUCAAAAAGAAUUGAUUCUUCUACAUCUACUAACAAUAAAUGUGUUUUAUCAUUUGAUCUCCAGCAGUGCCUUCCAACUCCACUUUUAGAGUCUUCAGUUGCAUUUUACAAGCGCCAGUUAUGGACAUAUAAUUUAACUGUUCAUAAUAUAAAUACUUCAACAGCAUCCUGUUUCAUAUGGAGUGAACCCAUUGCAAAGAGGGGAGGGAAUGAUAUUGGUUCUUGUGUUUUUAAUUAUUUAAAAUGUCUCUCACCAGAAAUUAACCAUAUAGUCAUGUAUAGUGACUGUUGCUCUGGCCAAAACAAGAACAGUAUUAUAAUGGCAAUGGUUCUUUGGUUUAUGGAGCAUCAAGAUAUUGUCACUAUAAUUGAUCACAAAUUUUUAGUUCCGGGUCACACACGAAUGGAGUGUGACUCGGAUCAUGCACGUAUUGAAAAAGGCCGCAAACGAUACCCUUUACCUAUAAACCACCCUUAUGAUUGGACUCAAAUGAUUCGCUGGGUGGGGAGAGAAAAGUUUGAUGUAAUUGAUAUGAAGCAAAGCAAUUUUUAUGAUUUUAACAGUUUGUUAAAAACCAAGUACAAAAAAAAUAAAAAAAAUACAAAUGGAGAAAAAUUUGUAUUCCAUGAUGUGAAAUGGAUGCGUUACGUUAAAGACCAAAAGAAUACAGUUCUUUACAAGACAUCACUAAAAGAUGAAGCUGAAUUUUUUGAACUAGAUUUGACCCGUAAAAAUAGUGAUGUAAGUAGCUUACCUUUGGCCUAUGACGAAGAACUACCAAUUACAGUUGAAAAAAAAAAAGAUCUUAUAUCACUACUACCACUGAUUCCAGAUGUGUUCCAUGAGUUUUAUAAAAAUUUAAAAACAAAGAAAAAUUUAAGUGACCCAGUACUAUCUGAUGAUGAGUAACGUUUAAACGAAGUUACCCUUACAGCUAUAUUUUAUUGUUAUGGUGUUUCAUAUUAUUAUAUAUUUAAACUGACUGAUGUUUAUUAAUUUUUAAUCAGUAUACUAGUCACCAAAGAAAGUGUGCAAUAUUUUAAAUUAUUUUAUUAUUUUUUUUAAUCAGUACCUAGUCACCAAAGAAUGAGUGCAAUAUUAUUAAAUAUUUUAAUUGAUUUUUAUUAUUUUUUUAAGCAGUAUACCUUGUCACCAAAGAAGGUGUGCAAUAUUAUUAAAACUUAGUUUGUUAUCAUUAUUAAUUAAAUAAUAAAAUUAUACUUCAUUAAUAAUUGUGUGUCUUUAUUUCCUUUUAUUACUUUUGAUAAUAUAAUUUUAUAUUAAUCAGUAAGCAAUAUUAUAUUAAUUAGUAUUUUAUUUUGAAGUGUAUGAAAAAGGACACAAGUCAAACUCUUUUUUAGUUAAAUGUGCAAUAGGGCACAAGUCAGUAUAUGAGAAAGGUCACAAGUCAAUAUUGUAUGUGCAAUUGGUCACAAGUCAUUAAUAACUGAAUAAUAAUGUAAUUUCUUUAAUAAAAGUAGGCUGAAAAAACGUGAAAAAUUAUAAAUAAAACAUAAAUAAAAAAAAAAUUUAGAUUAAGUAGAAAAUAAAAAUUUUGGAAUGUUUUAUGGCUCUACUGAAAACUAACGAAAAAUGACUUGUGCCCCUUCUCAUAA
This is a messenger RNA of Acyrthosiphon pisum (pea aphid), 3297 nucleotides long. RefSeq lists its product as uncharacterized. The record is from RefSeq and is a predicted model, not a curated record. NCBI's taxonomy places the organism in Eukaryota, Metazoa, Arthropoda, Insecta, Hemiptera, Aphididae. The transcript has 5 exons. Bases 266 to 2590 code for a protein of 774 amino acids.